Molecule: messenger RNA, 5400 nt
Organism: Sebastes umbrosus (honeycomb rockfish)
Lineage: Eukaryota; Metazoa; Chordata; Actinopteri; Perciformes; Sebastidae
Gene: bmf1
Product: BCL2 modifying factor 1
Exons: 4
Coding region: 339-833 (164 amino acids)
Biological process (GO): apoptotic process; negative regulation of autophagy; positive regulation of apoptotic process
Cellular component (GO): myosin complex
Source: RefSeq, a predicted model, not a curated record
CUCGGCUGAGAUGCAUAGAGAGAGUGGACGGACAGAAACACUGGCGUUUCUUUUUGAGAGAGAGGGGGGUUUAUUUACUAAUUUCCAUCACCACGCCCAGACGGAGGAGUCAGUUUUUUUUGGAGAGCUGACGUCGGCGAAAUGAAAUCGGCUCGCAGCACUUUUCCUCCCAGAAUGGAAGUAGUAGUCGUGGAGGUGAUACGGACUUAAACUCGCCUGACUUGCCAGGAUAUUGAACCCGUUGUCCUUUUUCUUUUUUUCCCCCCUCUCUCUGAGUAUAAGACAGCUUUUUACAACGAAGCCCAUCUCUGUGGCUGCUCAUUUUACAGUGCCCCCGUAUGGACGAUGAGGAGGAUGAUGUGUUUGAGCCAGACCCCCACUACUGCUGGCGCACCACAUUCAGAGAGAUAAAGUGCGAGGACCGGGGCACACAGACACCUGGCCCUGCCCUGGCACCCAACAACGGCAUGCUGCCCUGUGGAGUCGCAGAGGAGCCCAGACCACUCUUCUACGGCAACGCGGGUUUUCGAUUGCACUUCCCGGCACGCUUUGAGCUUGUCGGGGAUCAGGAAGUGAGGCGACAAGAAAGUGAAGGGGAGCAAAACGGGAUGGAGCAGCUACCCCGGCAGCAACCUGUGGCCCGCAGUGUGGAGGCCUGCAUUGGCCAGAAACUCCAGCUGAUAGGAGACCAGUUUCACCGGGAACACCUACAACUGUAUCAUCGAAACCAAAGGAACCAGGGGCGGAUGUGGUGGCGCCUGGCCGCGACUCUGCUCAGCCUUCUGUUUGACAGGGGGUUCAUUGCUGGAGGAGGUGGAGCAGGACGGAGGUGAGGGGGCUCUCCCCGUCUGUCUGAGGGACUGGACUCCUAAUGGCACUGUCAAAUCUAACACGGGUCUGUUUUGGGGGGGGGAAAGAAAGGAGACAAAGGGUCACCGCGGGACGGAGACAACCAACUUUUAUACAAGGUCGUGUGUUUUUUUUCUUUCCGAGAAGAUGCCAUGAUGCUCCGAGAUUCCUCUACAGGACAAUGUUCAUAUUUUGGUAUACGUGUGGUGUAGUCGUUUUGUACAGUACAACGUUCCUGUUGAAAUUUUUGCACUUCAACAUGUAUCCAUCUUUAAUGACCUCCACAGACCCUGGGAAUGCCUUAUUCAACUGCCAGAAUGAGUAUUGAGCAAUUUUGAGAUGAGGCGAGAUGAGAUGGUUAGGAAAUGAAAGGAAACGUGGCGUGAGGUUUUCUGAAGUUUCCCAAGUGACCAGACAAAGUUGAUUUACUAAUUUCCAAAGAGGCAACUUCUCAGAACAAAAGCAUUUUGCACCUCACCUCAAUGGGACAUUUAUCUUUUCUUAAUUUCUUUAUUUUGCUGUCUGUUUUUAGUUUUUCUUACUUCUCCAUUUUCUUUGGUAUGGUAUUACGUUUGAACACGAUCCCUCAGUAGCAUUCACAAAUAUUGGGAACAAAGUUUCUGCACAUGAAAAAAGUCUGCACACUUUAACUUGUGAUCUAAAUAUCCUUUUUUUUUAAUAUGCACAGUUGUUUGUAAGGCAAGCCUUUCUUCAGUCGCGUGCUACAUGACAGAACAUUUAGAUGACUCAGGAAGUAUCGGGGUGGAGUUUGCAGUACUGAACGUCAUUGACUGGUCAAACACGCCUGGUGACUGCCAGCACACCUGUGAACAACAGCAUACAACAGCUAAUAUUGAUAUUAGAAAUUGGGGAUAAUGAAACUGAAAACAAAUUUUUAAAAAGCAGUUAGCUGUAAUUAAUGAGUAUUAUUUUUAAAUGACAGCGAGAAGUGCAUAAUCAACAGUCAUUACUUUUAAUACCAACACACUGUUUAAAUCUUUUGGGCUACACCCAAACAUUUGAAGAGAUCAUUUUUAUUGACAUAUUAUAUAUGACUUAUUACUACCGUUACUGAUUCAUUUCAAGUUCUGAUUAUGCAACUCCCCUUAUUGUAUUAUUACUUCCUUAACACAGCUACUCUGUGUCUGCAUGUUGUCUGAGAUGUAGCACACUAAAGAAGGCGCGGAAAGAACCUUUAAAGGAUGCAUGAAAAGAUAUUUAGAUUAAAGUUAUGUCGUGCUGACUUUUGCAUGCGUUUUAGAGGUCUAGCACCUGUGCACUAAAUUUUAACAUUAGAGUAAAGCACAUUGUUUGUAAUACAGAGCAAAUUUAAGUAUUCUUUACCUAAAUAGUAACAAAACAAUUUGGCUACCAUAAAGAUUUUAAAACUUCAGUGAGAACACCCGAUAUUCUUCCCUCCGUUGUUCCCACAUUCAUUCCCACAUUCAAGUCAUCCCUGUGUUUUCCGUGUGUUCUUUUCAUGUGAUUGUUUUCAGACCUCCAUGCCCUUGAAGUGGAGCUGUGGAUCCACUGUUUUUGCACUAGACGUACACCCUUCAAGAGUUCAGAUUGUUACCACGCUAACCUCUGUCUUGUAUGAAGGUUUUCAGUUAUGACUUGUUUUCACGCCUCAACAUUUCAGAUGUAUUCACUCUUUAUGUCCAAGACAAAUAAUCAAUGUUGAGAGACCUGACUGAACGCAGUCUGGGAUAUGGAUUGGAUUCUGGAAAUUUCACGCACCAGUGUUUCAGGCUACAAUAGAGUUACAAUAGAGCCUCAAUUGAAAGGUUUCUGUCCUGUUUUGUUUUGUUUUUUUCUUUUUCACAGCCCGUGUGUGUUCUGAACACCAAACAAUACUGCAUAAUCAAUCUGUGAAACAGAUCGUCUCAGGCUACUUUUACGGGGUUUUACAUCAUUUUAUAUUCUGUUGGGUGAUCUUGUAUUGUCUUUGGUGCUCAGAUCCAGAUUUGAGACAUUUUUAGUACAUAUAACCACUCAGCAGACAAAAAGACAAAAGUGAAAAAGACUGUAAUUAUUGUUGAAAUAUGAAUAUGUUUAAAGACACUGUUGAAGAUGCUGUUUGUUAUAUUUUCCAUUGCUGAACCCAGGCCAACUCGUGGACCCAAGGAGCAGUACAUAUCAGGGGUCUGUAAUUACUCGCUCCUUACAAUGUGUCAAGUUUAUCACUGCAUAAUUAGGGUUUCCUCUCAUUCUCUUAAAGAUGUCUCAGGGACAGACUUUGUGGGCUACUGGUGACCUUGAGAAUCUGUUACAUGGUUAGAAGAAGAGCAGUGUUUUCAUCCGUUUUAUUUAUGACAAAACCCCUCGAGGUGUCGUCAAGUCUUUCAUUUUCAUUUCAGUUUUAAAAAUCCUCUCGGCCAAUUUCUCAGCACACAUAUAUAAAGGUACAGUUUGACUGAGGAGACUGAGGCUGGCUUGCAGACUGUGGUGGUGACGGGGGCUACUGAACGUGUAGACGUGUGAGGUGCACUGAAUGUGGUUGUGGUUAUAUAGUUUCCUGCGGAUCCUGAACGCUGAGCCAGUCCCUGUAGCGCCCCUGUCUCACCACUGGCUCUUGACUUCCUUUUUGUGCUGCUCCUUUAUUACAUUGUUCAUCAUUGGUUCAUUUUUCUUUGUAAUUUAUUUUCUUCCUUCUUAUUUAUUUUUGUAUAUUUGCCCAUUUCUACUGUAUACACCCGUGUGUGCAAUUACUUUCCUUUUUUUUUGUUUUGGUCUUGGACUUGCUUCAGUUGUUUGACUGUGCAGAGCAAGUUGGACUGCAUUGUACUGGACAUUUCUUCAUAUGAUACUCAACCCAAAUUCUACUUUUUGGAGUAUCGCUCAUCUCCUGUAGGCUCUAAGAAGGGUUUAGUUUUAUGAAGAACAGCAGCUAUGGUCUGUUAGAAUUCAUGUUGGUUACAACGUUUGCAUAGUGCAAUAACACGGUCAUUGUUUCGCCAAAAUCCACUGCUUCUGUCAGCGCUUCAUAGCAAUGAGGUGGACAAUAUUGAGUAGAAGAAAUAGCGUAUUCAUCCAUAUAUCCAAAAUGUAACUGUUGGAAUACAUUGAAACCAACAUGAAUUCACCGUGACCACAGCUGCUGCUCUUCAUGAAGAAGAAAACUACAAGCCUCACCUUUCAAGCCUACGGGAUGGGUGUUUGAUUCUCAAAAAAUAGAUUCUGGGUGGAGCGUUUCACUUAAAAGGUUGUGAUUUUCCAGGGAAGGGCCCAACCAAUUCAGACCUUUUUCAUUAUCUUCCACCACCCCAUUUCACCAGUCAUCAUGGGUAGAUUCACAAAAUGCGGUUUAGAAAAGCAGCAGCUUCAACGCAAUUUAACCUUUCAACAGGAUGUGACCUUUCCUUUGUAAUUAAUGAGUCAUUACCCAUCCCACCCAUCGCUAAUGAUACACAUGACAGUAGAAAUGCUUCAAAACAGAAAAAAGGUUGCCUUCAUAUUAAGUCACAGGGCGUUUGUUUAUGUGUUCAAUUCUUUAAUCUUGAUCAUUGUGUUGUAAUCAACAUGCACUGGAAAGUACUUUGUUUCUGUAGAUCCCAUGGGUCCCUUAUCUGUUGUGUGUUAACGUAUAGUAUAUACUCUGGAUUGUUCUCUCGGGCUAGUCUUGCCAUGUGUCAGACGUAUAUCUGUGCAUUGACCAAGUAGGCUCGGAUUGACGGCCUGUUUGAUUUAUUGGAAAGGGAAACAAGCCACCGUGGUGCCCUGUAUAAUUGUGUUAGAAUGAGGUUCCCAAACUGCACUCAUCACAUUAUAUGUGAGUGUGGAGGAUCCCUAGAGUGGGACAUGUAUUUUAUGGAAACCGUCAGUGUCUUGAAUUUUGUAGUCCACUUUAUAUAAAUUUGAAGUUUUUCGAGGAAGGUUUUGAUUUUUGAUUUUUUUUUAAUGAUAACAUUUCUUCUUCGUGGUCUUUCUUAACUUUUUAAAAUGUAUUUUCUUAAGAAAAAGGGUGUGCUUUUAUAAGGACAGUUCAUUGCUUGUAAAAUAAUUUUGAAUACGAGUAGGAUCCUUUUGAAGUCCAUGAGAUCAAGGGCAUUUUUUUUUAUAUGAAAAAUGAACUUGCAACAUUCCUUGCACAUCUCAUCGUGGUGUAUAAAGAAAAAACCAAGCAAACCAAAAUAUUUCAUGGUUGUGGUUAACUUGGCUCAUGAGCUUAUAGCUGUGGACUAUUUGCCCUUCUUUAAAGAACAGAUAAAGUGUACAUGUAUUUCUAAAAAACCCUGGAAUAUGCCUUUAACUGCUCAGUUUCAACGAAGUCUUGAUUAUCACACACUCUCUGUAUACCAAGAAAUGAGACCCAGCGAAAAUGUAGCAUUUUUGUAAACAUUGACUGUGUGUUUUCGAGACUCUACUGUGCACUCAUUUUUUUGUGUUUAUAUAUAUUUUUUGGUUGUUGAUAUAAUAUGGAAGUAAAGACAAUUUGUUAUGUAGUGCAAUAUGCUGUACAUAUGGAGCUUUGCUCUACAAAUCUUUUUUCUGGAUUUCUUGUUGUUUAUUGGUACUUUUUUUUUUUCAAUAAAAUUUUAUUGAAGGUGU